GGAGUGCAUGUGAGCCGGUGUAACAGAGAAUUCUGAGACCCUUCAGAUUCUGUGAUGCUGGAGGUGCAGGGGAAAGACGAGUUUGUCUUUCAAACAGGUGUUACCAUUAGGGAAGCAGUGGUCCAAAGGUCAGUGAUGACAACCCACUCCCACUGUAGUUUACAACCUUCACUCACUCCAGGACGCAGAGCACACAGAUCAGCAACAAGAUGAAGCACCUGCUGAUUUUUGGGAUUGCUUUUGCUGCAUUUCACAUUGGCCAAUCACGAAUUCCAGAUUUCUGCUUGAAUCCUUCCAAUCCUGGAACAGGGCCCACCUUCCACUUUGCUCUGUUCUAUGAUGCCGCCAACAGCCGGUGCUCUCCUUUCCAGUAUACUGGCGAAGGAGGAAACGGCAACCAUUUUGUAAAUGAAAGAGAGUGCAUGAGAAACUGCUCUGAUAAUUCAGAGGAUACCUACCCCAUGGAUGCAUCCAAGGCUUGCCACUUCAAACAUCUAAAAGGUGGUUGUGGUGGUUCGUAUUUGAGAUACUACUAUGAUUCUAUUCAUGGCAAGUGCAAAAAAUUCCUCUGGACUGGAUGCUUUGGAAACGGAAACAGGUUUUUCGACAUGGGGACCUGCAAUGCCACCUGUGACGGCAUCCACGAUGAAGGUGAUGAACUGGAAGAGGAGGAGCCGGACACUCCCAUUGCAAUCAUCUGUGGAGUUUUGCUCAGCCUCAUUGUUGUCGCUGUCUUUGGAACAGUGAUUGCAUUGACUAUCAAGUCAAAGAAAAAGGGCUCCAAGAAGUCAGGAGGGAAAAACAAAGACGUCCAGUCUGAAUCACCUCUUCAGGAUGAACAGAGGAUUGAGAUGUCAUAGAGAAGUGUAUCACCUUGAUAGGAUCAUGUGGAGUUUUUACCACUUUGGUUUUGUAUUAUAAUUCUGCUCGUCCUCAUAAAGAACAUAAAUGAAUGAAUUAGAUUAGAUUUUGUACUGACCUGUGUAAGGGCAACUUUUGUUUAAUGUUGUACUUGGUUUCAACUUUACAACAUGUGCAAAGUGAAGUUUCUUAAGUUGUAUUUGUAUGCCUGUAGACUGAUCCAUAACUGUCACUGUACAACCUAAACUUAGUCUGACUUGUCAAACUGUGAUUGAAAAGAAACCAUAGCUAAAGCAAUAAAAGUCAUUUUUAACACAAAAA
Molecule: messenger RNA, 1182 nt
Organism: Notolabrus celidotus (New Zealand spotty)
Lineage: Eukaryota; Metazoa; Chordata; Actinopteri; Labriformes; Labridae
Product: boophilin-G2
Exons: 7
Coding region: 210-860 (216 amino acids)
Molecular function (GO): serine-type endopeptidase inhibitor activity
Source: RefSeq, a predicted model, not a curated record